AUGGGAGCGUGCUGUAGCUGUCUCAAGGACUCUUCAGAUGAGGCUAGCGUUUUGCCUAUCGCAGAUAAUGAACGAGAAGCAGUUACUCUUUUGUUGGGGUACUUGGAGGAUAAGGAUCGGUUUGAUUUCUACUCUGGGAAACCUUUGAAGGCGUUGACAACUUUGGUGUAUUCGGAUAAUUUGAAUUUGCAAAGAAGUGCUGCGUUGGCAUUCGCAGAGAUUACUGAGAAAUACGUUCGCCCGGUUUCUCGAGAGGUUCUGGAACCCAUCUUGAUACUAUUGCAAAGCCAAGACCCUCAAAUUCAGGUUGCAGCGUGUGCUGCAUUGGGCAAUUUGGCGGUCAAUAACGAUAACAAGUUACUGAUUGUGGAGAUGGGUGGUUUGGAGCCUCUGAUAAGCCAGAUGAUGGGGAACAACGUGGAAGUUCAAUGCAAUGCUGUUGGAUGUAUCACGAAUUUGGCCACACAGGAUGAUAACAAGCAUAAGAUUGCGACUUCGGGAGCGUUGGUACCUCUGACGCGAUUGGCUAAGUCCAAGCACAUAAGGGUACAAAGAAACGCCACUGGGGCGCUUCUGAAUAUGACUCAUUCAGAGGACAAUAGAAGAGAGCUGGUCAAUGCUGGCUCCGUGCCAGUCUUGGUUUCUUUACUUUCUUCGCCGGACCCUGAUGUUCAGUAUUAUUGUACCACUGCUUUAUCCAAUAUCGCGGUAGAUGAGUCGAAUAGAAAGAAGUUGGCUCAAACGGAACCACGUCUGGUGUCCAAACUGGUAGCAUUGAUGGAUUCUACUUCUUCUAGAGUCAAGUGUCAGGCCACACUAGCACUGAGAAACCUGGCUUCAGAUACCAGUUAUCAGUUGGAAAUAGUAAGAGCUGGUGGUCUACCACAUUUGGUCAAACUCAUCCAGAGCAGUUCGAUGCCAUUAGUGCUGGCAAGCGUGGCUUGUAUUAGGAAUAUAUCUAUUCAUCCAUUGAAUGAGGGGCUGAUAGUUGAUGCUGGGUUUUUGAAGCCUCUAGUGAAACUGCUGGAUUUCAAAGAAUCCGAAGAGAUUCAAUGUCAUGCAGUGUCAACUUUGAGAAACCUAGCCGCAUCGUCAGAAAGAAACCGUAAGGAGUUCUUCGAGAGUGGCGCUGUUGAGAAAUGCAAAGAACUCGCAUUGGACUCACCGGUUAGCGUACAAAGUGAAAUUUCCGCAUGUUUUGCAAUUCUUGCUCUAGCAGAUGUUUCCAAGCUGGAUCUCUUGGAUGCAAACAUUCUAGAUGCAUUAAUUCCAAUGACUUUUUCUAGCGAUCAAGAAGUAUCAGGAAAUGCUGCUGCUGCUUUGGCUAAUCUUUGCUCUAGAAUCAACAACUACUCGAGAAUUAUAGACGCGUGGGAAACGCCCAAGGAUGGUAUCCGUGGAUUUUUGAUAAGAUUUUUGCACAGUGAUUAUGCAACGUUCGAGCACAUUGCUCUUUGGACCAUAUUACAAUUGCUAGAAAGCCACAACGAUAAGGUGGCAGAAUUAGUCAAGAAAGAUUCAGAAAUUAUUGGUGGUGUUAAAAGAAUGGCAGACAUAACAUUUAAUCGCUUGCAAAGAGUACCACCAGGUUCAAAGAACAAUGAAAUCGACCUAAGCAACUCCAAGUCAUCUGAACCUGCCGAAGAUGCCAGCGUCGAACUGUACAAUAUCACUCAACAAAUCCUUCAGUUUUUGAAUUAA
Torulaspora globosa is the source of this 1701-nucleotide messenger RNA. RefSeq names its product protein anchor VAC8 (gene VAC8). Gene Ontology annotation, cellular component: fungal-type vacuole membrane. Gene Ontology annotation, biological process: nucleus-vacuole junction assembly; vacuole inheritance. Lineage: Eukaryota; Fungi; Ascomycota; Saccharomycetes; Saccharomycetales; Saccharomycetaceae. Gene Ontology annotation, molecular function: protein binding; protein-membrane adaptor activity. The transcript has a single exon. The record is from RefSeq and is a predicted model, not a curated record. Bases 1 to 1701 code for a protein of 566 amino acids.